CCUCCGUCCUCAGUCCCUGCUGUCGGAAAUCACACCUGAUUCUUCGUCCAAGGCGUCCACGUUUUACACGCCUCCUUGAACCCCAACCACUCUGCUAAAUUGUUUGCAUAUAUGUAUAUAUCAAACCCCACUCUUAUUCCCAUUCCCGAUUCAUUGACUCCAUUAAAACUCUUCUGUGUUCACAUUCCCGUUCAAACAUCUUUUUUCACAAACAAUUUCCCACUGUUAUUUCAUGGAAAUUUCUUCUUUCCCAUUGUUGAAGACUACUCGUUGUCAAACUUGUUUUCUUUAAUUCAUUUAGACCCCAAUAGUGUUUCAAUAACCAAUACUACUAAUAAGCGCCCAGGACGUGAUAAUUUUUGCAAUGAACUGGGGAACGAGUCGUCAUCCGUGCAGGAUUUACCAAGCGAAAUUUUGGGAUUUGAUUGUCAACUAGAAGUCCAGAAAGCAAAGCAGAACGUACAACCCGUACGUUAUAUACAACAAGAUUCUAUUUUGGAGUCGAGAAUUAAGCAGAGUCACGAAAUGGAUGAGGGUGAAAAUUACUGGAAUUUUGAUCAGAAUCAAGAUGCUUUCAUGGGUUCGAGUUCUGGUCAAUCAUCUUUUGCUGAGAGGAGUCGCUCAGAGAGUCACGAUGUGAUGACAACUUCUGAUGAGUCCACUGGUACGGCAGGUAGCAGUUCGCAGCGUAGAUUGUGGGUGAAAAACCGGUCUAAAGCGUGGUGGGAGCAAGUUAACAGCCCGGAUUUUCCAGAAGAGGACUUUAAGAAGGCUUUUAGGAUGAGUAGAGCAACCUUUCAUAUGAUUUGCGAGGAGCUCGAAUCAGUUGUGACGAAAAAGGACACAAUGCUGCGGUUGGCAAUCCCGGUUCGCCAGCGUGUGGCUGCGUGUAUAUGGAGAUUGGCCACUGGCGAGGCUCUUCGUGAAGUUUCGAAACGUUUUGGUCUUGGAAUUUCUACCUGUCACAAGUUGGUUCUUGAGGUUUGUUCUGCAAUAAGUAGCGUGCUAAUGCCGAAGUUCUUGCAGUGGCCUGAUGAGAAUAGAAUGGAGGAGAUUAAAAGGGCGUUUGAAUUUGUUUCGGGGAUACCAAAUGUGGGUGGUGCAUUGUACACGACACAUGUUCCGAUCAUUGCUCCUAAGGUUAACGUGGCAGCUUAUUUUAACAAGAGGCAUACAGAGAGGAAUCAGAAGACUUCUUACUCGAUUACAGUUCAAGGUGUAGUAGAUCCUAGCGGAGUUUUCACUGACAUUUCUAUUGGUUGGCCUGGUUCAUUGACUGAUGAUCAGGUUUUGGAGAAGUCUGCCCUUUUCCAGAGGGCCAAUCAAGGAUCUUUGAAGGAUGUUUGGGUGGUUGGGAACUCGGGGUAUCCAUUAAUGGAUUGGGUUUUGGUUCCUUAUACUUACCGGAAUCUAACCUGGACACAGCAUGCUUUGAAUGAGAAAAUCGAUGAGGUUCAAAGGGUUGCCAAGGAAUCUUUUAUGCGAUUGAAAGCAAGGUGGAGUUGCCUGCAGAAGAGGACAGAUAUGAAACUUGAAGAUGUCCCGGUAGUUCUUGGGGCAUGCUGUGUUUUGCAUAACAUAUGUGAGAUGAGAAAUGAGGGCUUGAAUGAAGAUAUGAGGUUUAAUCUAUUUGAUGAUGAAAUUAUCCCUGAGAACAAUGUGAGGUCGAUCAAUGCUAUGUACACGAGAGAUCAAAUUGCUCACAAGCUCUUGCACCAUAAUCUUGCAGGCAGAAAUGUCCUGUGAUGACAGAGUUCUGAACUUGUUGUAGUCUUUUAGUGAUUCAAUUCUUUCCUGGCUUGUUAUACUCAUGCGAUAAAAUAAUUUGAUCCAAGUAAUUCUUUGACUUAUAGUAGACAAUCAUUUGCCUUUUAAUAAAAUUCCCAGUUUCUCUUGUUCUAUGAAAUUGUGAUUGUAUAUGGAAAUUUUGUCUGGAACUUUUUGUAUGAUUCCAUGUGAAUGGGUUCAAAAGAAGUUGUGUUUA
Molecule: messenger RNA, 1984 nt
Organism: Olea europaea var. sylvestris
Lineage: Eukaryota; Viridiplantae; Streptophyta; Magnoliopsida; Lamiales; Oleaceae
Product: protein ANTAGONIST OF LIKE HETEROCHROMATIN PROTEIN 1-like
Exons: 1
Coding region: 112-1746 (544 amino acids)
Source: RefSeq, a predicted model, not a curated record